Chrysoperla carnea is the source of this 1775-nucleotide messenger RNA. RefSeq lists its product as uncharacterized. Bases 205 to 1254 code for a protein of 349 amino acids. The record is from RefSeq and is a predicted model, not a curated record. The transcript is spliced from 4 exons. NCBI's taxonomy places the organism in Eukaryota, Metazoa, Arthropoda, Insecta, Neuroptera, Chrysopidae.
AAUAUAUAUAUUUAUGUGUUUAUGUGUUGUACAAAACGACGUUAAUUUUAACUUAUUUUCGUUGUAUUAAUUUAAUUUUUAUGGAAAAGUGUAUGUUAGUUUGAAUUGUGCGCUCGUUUUUUUUAUUAAGAAGAUACGCGCGCAGUCUACGGAUGAUUUAGUUAUUUUUCCUGGUUACCAAAGUUUAUUUAUAAAUAGGUAUCUAUGAUACCUCCCACGGGAGAUGCCACAGCAGGAAACAGCUUGACCGAUGUUGCUGAGGCAUUUUUAGGUGAUUCUAAUGAUGGAAUUGAUUGGUGGCCAAGUAACUUUGAUGAGGAUUCACCAAUGCCAUUCGAUGCAAGUGCGGGUGGCUUAUGGGCUGGCAAUUUUGUACCUCCACCACCAAGGCCAGCAUUUUUAGAUGAUGAUAUUACACCUGAUGGAGUUACAACAUGUGAUUUAUGUUCCUGGGCUUGGAAAGAUUCUUCAAGUCUUUUUUCAUCGUUAGAUGAAGCUCCCGGAGAAUUAGGAUGGCUUCUAACAUUAAUUAUUGUAUCAUUAAUAUCAGCGGUUAUUGGUGCUGUAAUUAUGGUCACAAUUCUUCAUUGGCGAAGAUUCAAAACAUCUGGUUCAAGAGGUCUUUGUUCGUUAUGUGCCAGUCCAUCAAAUAAUUUAGAAUCAAACAAUGUAACAAUCGAAAAUUGUCAAAACUUUCGAAUGCGGGAACGAGUACCAACUCCAAAUUCUGAUAGCGAUAAGGAUACAAAUGGGCCAAAUAACAAUGCAAAUCCAAAUAACUCAACAGUUCCUAAUGCCGGAGUAUGGUCCUGGUUAACAUCAAAGAAAACAUCGACAAGUUCUAUACAGUUUUCACCAGCAAAUUCAGUCCCAGCAGAAAAUCAUUAUACACAUAUGGACGAUGCGUAUGCGGCUGUUGGAGAAGCAUUGUACGCGGAAUUAGACAGAGAAUCUAAUUGCAGUCCUGCAUAUCAAAAUACCGCCUAUACAGGAUCAGAUACAGAACCUGAUGCGCCAAUAUCAUCGGCACCAAGUAGUGCAUAUUAUUCUGAUUUAUCAGUGACAACAAUUCCCGAACGGGCGUAUGAAAUUGUUGGUAGUGUAAUACAUAAUGUGAGUGUGGCGAAACCGUUGUGGGAACCUAAUAAUGAAGCAAAUAGAUUGAACGAUUUACGAAAAAUAAAUGCUUUACCAAUUGUUAGGCUUUCAGCGAUUAAUGAAACUGUUACAGUACAACCGUCUGAUUAUGUUUGAUUAACAUAAAUAGUAUUUGUCAAUAGUUUUGCAUAAUAACAAAUAUUGUGAUAUUUUCUAACGUACUAGCGAUACUUAAUUUAUUAUUUAAAAUAUUCAUGAAAUGUGAAGAAAUAUAUUGAAACUUAAUUAUUAAAUCUGUUUCGACUUUUGGAUUUAUCGAAAAUCAAUUCAAGCUUUGAGAGUGCGAGAUUAAGCUGACUUCAGAUGCAUUGGCCAAUCAAAAAUCAAUGACAACUCACUCUAUAGCUUCCAAAGAGGAUUUAAUUAAUCGUUACACGAUUUAAUUAAUAUUUACCACAACUUUUUGGUUGAAAUUCAGCGCUAAAAAUGGGGAUUUAAACUGAUUUUUCAUUAAGUAGAUAAAUGUAAUUAUAGAGUUCUGUAGACUGUAAAGACAAGUUGCUUUAAUUAAUCUAAGAUCCAUCCUAAGAUCUAUUAAUGAAAUGUUAUCCACGUAAAACAUAUUCAAGCAAAUUGUACGUAACAUUUAUUUAGUACAAUGGCAUCCUCAUGUAUAA